CUUUGUUAAAUGGUGUAUGCCACUUCAAGGUUCAACUUUCCAGCCUUGGCCUAAUACCGAUGCCCGUUUGGGCCAUGCCACUCAACAGUGGCUUCAUCCAUCUCCAUCAUCAUAUCAAUAUCACCAAGACAAAAACACCGCCCAGCAACAGCCCACCACCAAACACUCAUCGUCAUGACUGCCAAACUAGGCUGUGAACUAUCGAAAUGGCAUCUUCCAAGCCUUUUUGAACCAUGUUUUCUGGGCGCGGCUGACGGAAACCUCGGCUCGACGUCAUACGUAAUGUGAUGGGGGAUUGAGUUAAAAAGACAGUAAGUCCGCCGUUGACCCAAGGUUUGGUGGACUUUCAUUACAUCAUACUUCACAAUGGCUCUUCAUCGUGUCCUCACCUUCUUGAGUCUUUGGCUAGGCCUAGCUGCUGCUGCUCAAGGCCAUCUUCACAAACGAGCUGUUUCUUCUGAACCUCUCCCACCCAGCGAGGAUCCAUGGUACACGGCUCCAGAAGGCUAUGAGAAUAAAGAGCCCGGCACUAUUCUUCGUCUACGUCCUGCACCGGGAAAUUUGACUCGCAUCACUGGAAACAGCUCUGCGACGUAUAAUAUUCUGUACCGCACUACAGACAGCCAGUACAAGCCAACAUGGGCCGUCACAACGCUCUUUGUGCCUAAGCUUGGGGCCAACAGCACUGCUGCGACCCUGUUCAACCAGAGCGCUUUGCUCUCGUACCAAGUUCCCUAUGAUUCAGCAGAUGUGGAUGCUAGCCCCAGUUACGCAGUGUACUCCGCCGAUGGCGUCAGCAGUCUCGAGCUUUUCAACGCUGCUUUAGGUCUUGGCGUGUUUCUCAGCGUUCCUGACUACGAAGGUCCUCUUGCGUCGUUCACGGCAGGUGUCAUCUCGGGCCACGCUACCCUCGACUCAAUCCGCGCUGUUCUCUCUCUCGGUCUAGGUCUGAACACAACAAACCCUCGCGUUGCCCUGUGGGGAUACUCUGGUGGCGCGUUGGCUAGUGAAUGGGCUUCUGAACUUGCUGUGCAAUAUGCGCCUGAUCUUCAAGACACAGUCGUUGGUGCUGCGCUUGGUGGCUUGACACCUAAUGUUACUGCUGUCUUGGAUGCUAUUUCCGGCAAAGACGCUGCUGGUCUUGCUCCAAGUUCCAUCCUCGGAUUGACGAGCCAGUAUCCUGACGUGCAAAAGUACGUUCUCUCGCAAUUGAAGACGUCCGGAGAAAACAACAAGACUGCCUUCCUAGCUGCCGAGAACUACACCCUCGCUGAAGCAGGCGCUGCAUUUGCGGGAGUCGAUAUAUUUGACUUUUUCAAGGACGGCGAGAAAUUAUUCCGCGAUCCUCGCGUUCAGCGCAUCGUCAACCGCGAUGGUAUAAUGGGCUACCACGGCGUUCCCCAAUGGCCCAUCUUUGCGUACCAGGGUGUACAUGACGAGAUCAGCCCUAUUGCCAACACAGAUAAGCUCAUUGAGCGAUACUGUGAUGUAGGGGCUAAUAUCUUGUAUCAACGAAAUACUGUUGGUACGCACUCGCAGAACUUCGUGCUUAAUGCUGCUACGGCUAUUCAGUGGUUAGCUACUGUUUUGACGGGGCAGUAUGACAAGGCGUACAAGACGGAGGGAUGCACUAUCCAGAAUGUCACGAGGAAUAGUACUGCUCUUCCGUUGAGGAAGAGAGGUAUGCCUAUGAGGGUUUAUGAUUUGUGGUAAUGGGCUAUGAGAAGUUAUGAUGCUUGGGUCUGGUGCUGAUAUGACGGUGUUCUGGGUCGAGAUCGAUUGCUUGCUCUACAUAAUGUCGUAUAAUAUUCUAUCAGUACAUACUAAUGCUAUUUCUAUUUUGGGGACUUUCUAUA
Fusarium odoratissimum NRRL 54006 is the source of this 1856-nucleotide messenger RNA. RefSeq lists its product as uncharacterized. Gene Ontology annotation, molecular function: triacylglycerol lipase activity. NCBI's taxonomy places the organism in Eukaryota, Fungi, Ascomycota, Sordariomycetes, Hypocreales, Nectriaceae. The transcript has 2 exons. Bases 367 to 1713 code for a protein of 448 amino acids. The record is from RefSeq and is a predicted model, not a curated record. Gene Ontology annotation, biological process: lipid catabolic process.